Messenger RNA from Zophobas morio, 3684 nucleotides. RefSeq names its product exostosin-3 (gene botv). The transcript is spliced from 5 exons. Gene Ontology annotation, cellular component: membrane. NCBI's taxonomy places the organism in Eukaryota, Metazoa, Arthropoda, Insecta, Coleoptera, Tenebrionidae. The record is from RefSeq and is a predicted model, not a curated record. Gene Ontology annotation, molecular function: glycosyltransferase activity. Bases 310 to 3129 code for a protein of 939 amino acids.
UGCGGCAACACAAUCUAUAAGUCGAAAUUUUUUGUUUUCGUUAUGUAACAUAACCUACGAACUUUGGCACCUAGACCACGCAUGCGCGUUCGUGCGCGGAACGAAGGUAGGGUACACCUUCCCGAAAAUUAAUUUUUAUAAAAAUUCAUGUUUACUGUACAUAAACACUGUGGUAAUUUCCUUGAGAUAAACCAGAAAUGGGAUAAUCAUCGAGUUCGUCAGUUCCAAAUCGAACAACAUGCUCGUACGAAAAUUGUGAGGUUAUCUUCCAUGUAACACCGAAAAAAAGCACAAAUUCAUAAAAUCACGAUGGUGCUACCUUUGGUCGAGUACGGCAAGGACCUUUGCCAGAAACUCACUCAAAUCAAACUUUCUCGAAUCGUAAUAAUGGUCUUUAUUAUCCUAAUCUUAACACCACUCUUCACGCAUUUCUACUUAUCGAAUAUAGAAAGAAGCUCAAGUCAUAUCACGCAUAGUGCACACUCACAUAUCGACCUGCCCGAAGACUUCAACGCUAUGAAAGAAACAGACUUGCGGGUGGGCGUCGAGGAGCUGCUGCGAAUCAAAGGCUCCGUUUUGAGCGAAUUGCGAGACAUGGAACGCAAACGACAAAAGCUGCUUCUCGAGAUUCAAACGUACACGAAAAACAUCGAGGAGUUGAAGCAGGAGUUGGUGCACCAACAGACGAAUCUAAAUCGCUUGAAGAUUUCAGUGGAGCAGGCACAAGUCGCUCAACGCGAAGCUCUGCAGCAGAAUACCCCAGAUUUGGCGCUCCCGAAAAGACUGACAGUUGACGAAUAUCCGCCGGUUUUGCCGUCGCUACCUCCGUCUUUGACGAAAUUCUGCCAAAUGUUUUCCUGCUUUGACCACUCGAGGUGCUCUCUGACUUCUGGUUUUCCAGUGUAUUUGUAUGACCCGGAUCAAUUUCCGGUAAUGAACGAUGGCUGGGACGUGGACGGUUUUCUCAAAACCACGUUAAAACAGACGCUGGGGUAUAACCCUCAUUUGACUAAUGAUCCAAAGGAGGCGUGCAUUUUCAUCGUUUUGGUCGGGGAGGCGCUGAAGGACGUAGACGACGUCAGCGAAAAUGUGGGUAACCAUUUGAAUUUGCCACCUUUGGAUUCUAAUGCUUUGAAACGGCUACCGUAUUGGGGGGGCGACGGAAGGAAUCACGUGCUGCUGAAUUUGGCUCGGAGAGACCUCACAGCCACCUCUGGAGAUAUUUUCUCAUCAGUGGACACAGGUAGAGCCAUCUUGGUGCAGUCGACGUUUUCGGCGAGAGCAUUCAGGGCCGGCUUCGACUUGAUCGUAUCGCCGGUUUUGGGUCCUCCGGGGGGCGACGUCUGGCAGGAGUGCCCUCAAAUGUUACCCGCACGUCGCAAAUAUUUAUUAUCUUUCCAAGGCGAAAUGAAAAAUAAAGAAAUUGUGACCCAUCCAUCGAAUAUUGAUGACUCUGAUCUGUACAAGGAACACACAGAGUUGGGUAAAUUCAUAAUCGAGCAUUUGAAGGACUUGGCGAAAACGGAUACCGCUGACAAAUUUCUUUUUGAGUUUGAGUGUGUCCCGGCCAGCGACGAUAAUAUAAACACGGGGCCUCAAGAUUGGGCCCUCUGUGGUACCGAUAGCUCUCGCAGAACCGUACUAAAGGAUUCCACCUACGCACUUAUUUUCGCUCCCACUUACACAGAUCUUAUUACUACAACUUUACUGCAGGCCCGUAUUUACGAAGCUCUACGUUCUGGAGCCAUCCCUGUGAUUCUAGGAGGUGAUCAGAUACGUUUGGCGUACGAUGAAGUGAUUCAGUGGCGUAGACUGGCCAUAUUUCUACCCAGAGCGAGAGUGACUGAAUUACAUUUUCUUCUUAGAGCUAUACCAGACGAGGACGUUCUGUUAAUGCGACGUCAGGGUCGUUUGGUGUGGGAAAGAUAUUUAGCUUCUGUGCAGAGUACUUUAGAUACGAUUGUGGCAGUACUCAGGGACAGAUUAAAUAUUCCUCCCUUGCCAGUGGAUACAGUGGCGGCGUUAUCUGUUUUCAACGAAACUUUCCAACCUAUUCAGGUCACAGUACCCGUGGAAACAGAGCAAGAGGAAAGUUUGGGGCCUUUAGAGCCCCCUUACAACAGUCCGGCGUUUAGGAGGAACUACAGUUUGGCGCUGACGCAAGGCCACGAACUGUGGAACGACUGGGGAGACCCCUUUAGAUUGUAUCCGGCCCUUCCGACCGAUCCUCUCCUACCCUCCGACGCCAAAUUUCUCGGGUCCGGCCGCGGUUUUCGCCCCAUCGGCCAAGGCCAAGGGGGCGCCGGCAAAGAGUUCUCCGAAGCCUUGGGCGGCAACAAUCCCCGCGAGCAGUUCACCGUUCUCCUGUUAACCUACGAACGAGAGCAAGUUCUCCUCGACUCGAUAGGGCGCCUCCGUGGCCUACCCUACCUUAAUUCGGUGGUGGUCGUCUGGAACUCCCCGCGCCCCCCCAGCCCCGAGUUGAAGUGGCCCGACAUCGGAGCUCCCGUGCACGUGGUCAAAGCGGCCCGGAAUUCCCUCAACAAUAGGUUCCUGCCGCUCGACAACCUCCAAACCGAGGCCAUCUUGUCGGUGGACGAUGACGCGCACCUCCGACACGACGAGAUCCUUUUCGGGUUCCGGGUGUGGCGCGAGCACAGGGAGCGGAUCGUGGGCUUCCCGGGCAGGUACCACGCCUGGGACGUGAACACCCAGAGCAGCUGGCUGUAUAACUCGAACUACAGUUGCGAGCUGAGCAUGGUGUUGACGGGGGCGGCGUUCCUGCACCGGCACUAUCUGCACUUGUACUGGAAGUGGCUGCCGCAAGCGAUCAGGGACAAGGUGGACGAGUACAUGAACUGCGAGGACAUCGCUAUGAAUUUUCUGGUGAGCCAUAUCACGCGCUUGCCGCCGGUGAAGGUGACGUCCAGGUGGACGUUUAGGUGUCCGGGCUGUCCGCAGAGUCUCUCGGAGGACGACACGCACUUUCAGGAAAGGCAUAAAUGCAUCAACUUUUUUUCGCAGGUAUUCGGGUAUAUGCCUUUACUCAACACUCAAUACAGGGCCGAUUCGAUCUUGUUCAAGACGCGCAUACCGCACGAUAAACAGAAGUGCUUUAAGUUUAUAUGAACGGCGUAGUGAAUGUGAUUUUGGAAAAUAGAUUGUUGAGGGCUCGACAAUUGAUGUUGCGAUUCGUGGAUUAACGCAACACCCGCUGCUUCAAGGGAGUCGAGAGUUGGGUUUAGAUCAAUCAAUCACAAUGCCGACGAUAUAGUGUGUAUUAAAAUUGUACGUACACGGGCCGGGAGAGUCCACGAGAACUGCCAAAGAUGUCAGCGUCCUAUCCUAAAAAUUUUAUUUUUUAAUUUAUUCAAGUAUUGGACGUCAUAAGACGUGAUGGUUUUAUACAUAUUGUGUGAUAUUAUUUUUUUAUUGUUUACUGGAAGGAUGCAACUUUGUAAGCCUCGUGGAGACCUCCGCCGCUGCCUUCGUGAGGUCGUAUUUAUUGUUAAACUCGACUUGGUUGACAUCAGUUCCUCCGAUGUCGUAGUGUUUUUCGACGUGCCAUUUUUACUAAAUAAUUUUAUACCUUUUAUGUAAAUAGUAACUUAUUCUCUUUUAUCUUUAUGUACAUAAGCAUUUUUUUUUUAAUUAAACACCUGUGUUUACACUUUUUCAUAAAAA